GCGAGCUCCCCGGGCGCUCAAGGAAGAGCAGCGCGAGCCCCGCCUGCCAAACGGGCGGGCGCCCGCGAGAAGCCCGCCCCCGCCCCCGCCCCCGGACCGAGCACCCGCGGGGCACCUCACGCUUCGCCUAAUCGAUUUGGCCUACAACGGCUCCCGUGGGCCGUCUGAAGUGCGCGUGUGUGAGCCGCAAAGUAACAUGGCGGCCGCCAGCGGCUGCUUCUCCUCGUGCGUCCGCCCGAGGCUGGCCCGGCUUUGCGUGGGCCUGGCCGCUGGGCCCGGCUCGCUGCUCAGGGCAUCGGCUUAUUCCACCGCCCUGGUGGUGGGGAGCGGGGGGCCCAGCCAGAGAGAAGUUGCAGCAUCAAGAAGAAGCAGGACAUCACAAAUUGCAAGAAAUAGAAGAGUGCCUGGAGCUCCUAGAACUGAAAAGAUGGCUGUUGAUCAGGACUGGAGCAAUGUUUAUCCAACUGCAGCAGCAUUUAAUCCUUCUUCAGUGCCCCUUCCCAUCCGAAUGGGCUAUCCUGUGAAGAGAGGAGUACCUUCACCAAAAGAAGGCAAUUUGGAACUUAUAAAGAUCCCCAACUUUUUGCAUCUGACUCCCCCAGCAAUUAAGAAACACUGUACAGCUCUUAAAGAUUUCUGUACCGAGUGGCCAACUGUAUUGGACAGUGAUGAGAAAUGUGAGCAGCAUUUUCCUAUUGAAAUUGAGACAGUAGAUUAUGUUUCAGCAGGGCCAUCUGUUCGUAAUCCCAAAGCAAGAGUGGUGACUUUAAGGGUUAAGCUUUCCAAAUUGAACUUGGAUGACCAUGCAAAGAAGAAGCUCAUUAAACUUGUAGGAGAGCGGUACUGCAAGGACACAGAUCUGCUUACCAUUACAACAGACAGGUGUCCGUUAAGGAGACAGAACUAUGACUAUGGAAUAUACCUCCUCACAGUUUUAUACCAUGAAUCGUGGAAAACUGAAAUGUGGGAAAACGAGAAGACUGAAGCAGACAUGGAGGAGUAUAUCUGGGAAAAUAGCCCCUCUCAGAAGAAUGCUUUGGACACACUUCUUCGAAUAAGAGCUGCAGAGAAAAUCACUGAAGUAACUAGGGAAGAGCUGCUUGAUUCUGAGAUAGCUGAGAAUUACAAAACCUCUGUAGUUGCACUUAAAAAUGGAGAAACAGAAAACAACAUUUUGCAAUACAAGGAAUCCGUGAUGAAACUACUGAAUUUACAAGCAUUACAGUGAAAAUUGACAUUCUAUGCACAUCUCUGAUCUUGUGUCAAUAUACAAAGAUAAUGUAUGCUAAUAGUACUUUGUAGGAAAUUGUGAAUGCAAUUAUCCAUGACUUUCUGGACCUUCAACAAAACAAGUCUUAGAAUAUUAAUAAAAUUUUAAAAUUUCAAAAACAUUGAAUGGAAUUUAGAGUGAAUAGAGAUUCAAAAAGGGUCAGCAACAAACUUCAUACGUUUCCAUAGAAUUGAAUUUUCUUGUCAAUGACAAAAUCACUGUCUGCCAGUGUCAUUCCUUACCUCUAUAAAUAAAAUUUCUAUCAAGUCUUU
Dermochelys coriacea (leatherback sea turtle) is the source of this 1542-nucleotide messenger RNA. RefSeq names its product mitochondrial ribosomal protein S35 (gene MRPS35). Gene Ontology annotation, biological process: mitochondrial translation. The transcript has 8 exons. The record is from RefSeq and is a predicted model, not a curated record. Gene Ontology annotation, molecular function: structural constituent of ribosome. Gene Ontology annotation, cellular component: mitochondrial small ribosomal subunit. Bases 197 to 1228 code for a protein of 343 amino acids. NCBI's taxonomy places the organism in Eukaryota, Metazoa, Chordata, Testudines, Dermochelyidae.